CACUUGAAAAUAUGGCAAUGGUGAUGAAAAGCUCCGAUGAUGAAAGAGAAGAAACACAGCCAAUAAUGAGCCACUUCAGCCACCGGCACCCUCUCGAGGCGUCGGAGCUCCACGUGGACGACCACGGCGUCUGCUCCGGCUGUGAGCACGACGUCGUGGGCCCCGCCUACGUGUGCACCAAGGCCACCUGCCACUUCCUCCUCCACGGCCUCUGCUCCGACCUCCCCCGCCGCCUCCGCCACCGCUGCCACCCCGCCCACCCCCUCUCCCUCCUCCCCUCGCCGCCGUACGCCGACGGGGAGUUCACCUGCGACGCGUGCGGGCGGUCGGGGCACGGGUUCACCUACCACUGCGGCGCGUGUGAGUUCGACAUCCACGUGGAGUGUGCGUCGCUGCCUGAGGUGGAGGACAGGAGAGAUGUACAUCAGCAUGCUUUGAUCCUGACCGCUGAUUUGCCGGACGGUCGGGAUAUGGUGUGCUGCGUUUGUGAUGAUCUUGUGGGGAAGGGUUUAUGGAUGUAUUGCUGUUUGGCUUGUAACUGUGCUUUACAUUUGACUUGUGCAUAAAACAUGGUGGAGGGGGAAUUUUUUUU
Messenger RNA from Salvia hispanica, 592 nucleotides. RefSeq names its product protein VACUOLELESS GAMETOPHYTES-like. The record is from RefSeq and is a predicted model, not a curated record. Lineage: Eukaryota; Viridiplantae; Streptophyta; Magnoliopsida; Lamiales; Lamiaceae.